CACCACCACCACCUCCACCACCUCAGCGCCGAAGCACUCACCCUCUCCACCAGCAGACAUCACCGCGUACCACCUAUACCACUUCGUCGUCCAAGAUGUCGCAGGAGAACUAGAUCAAUUGGACGCUGCACGCACGUGGCGUCCAACUUUUCUCGAAUCUGUCCUCACAUCUUCUGACGCAACGAGAUACUGCUGCUGAGCAUUGCUUACCAGUAGUGGAACCACUGUCUCGACCGAGUCCGCAGCGCUCUCGGCCACUUCCGACAUCAGGCAUUGGCAUCUCACCUCACGUGUGCACACCACCGCAAGCGACGACGAAGACACGGCUUGACCCAUUACUAGGACGAGCCUACAGUAUUCCACAGAUCACAGCUCGUUGCCGGCAGGCGACACACGCGCUACAGACUUCCAGAGUACGCCGCGUCUGACCGCGACACGAUACCCAUUGAACGAAUAUCCCUGCUUCAACAUCCAUCUAGCUUAUUCAUACCAAAAUUUCACAACCACCAAAAACCUACCCGAUAUUCCGCUACUACACUACGACAUUAAACUCAAAAUGGCGCAUCGAUCGUCCACUUCUGUCCCUCAGGACACCAGGAGAAUGCCCUAUGACCCGCGAAAAUUGACGAAUGGCAGCCCGCAGAAGAUGUCGAAGCCGUCAUCGCGACCGGUUCCAAACACCAUGAGCAACGUUGUCAGCGGCACUCGCACAGGAGACGCUGUGUCGGACGAGAGCGACAAUGAAGAAGAGGGAGAAGCUGAGACUCCAGAAGAUCAUGAGGAUGCUUCCUCUUCCGACGACGACGACGAAGCGGAUGUCUUUGCCCUGUCAGGCGCUAAUCGAAAAGGCAACAUUGCUACGUCGCGACUGGCAGGGCCAACUUGCAUGAUUGAGACUGACGCUGUCGCCGGUGCUGAAGAAGACACUGACAGCGAUGAUGAGGAGGGCUACGAUGUACUCGACGACGACGACGACGACGAGGAUGACGAAGAUGACGGCAUAGAAAAGGUUUUGGAAAAAGACCUGAUCCAGGACUUCCUGGACGAAGAAGCCGAGGCUGGCGCUAAGAGGGCACAGGCUACGACUUCUUCGCGGCCACAGACCGCUACGUCUGUCUCGAACGAGAUGACAGGCCUGAGCAUCGUCGAAGACGCUGCCCUGGCGCGGCGACUCAGCUUGCAAAGUGAAGAUAGCAAUGGCGGUGACCUUGACUGGAGUGAAGACCCCUUUCAAGGACUGCAAACUAACGACAGCCUCUAUCAGGAGCUGAUCGAAGACGCCGAAGAUGACUUUUCUUACGAUCUUGCCUCGUGGCGCGUGACCGAUGAAACUGUGAAUGAAGACAACCUCUUCGAGCUGCAGCCAGCAGGUAAUGAGAAACGAGUGCGCUUCGCAGAGACCGUCUCCUCUCGCUCAUCGAGCUUGAGCAGUGAGGACGAUCCUCGGGAUGCUUACCCGGAUCUCUUCGAUGGUACAAGCACCCCCCAGUCCAGAUCGCAAUACAUGAUGGACAUUGAUCCCAUCGAUGAUGAUAAUGAUGAUAACGAGUCCAUCUUUGACUUUGACUACGUCGACCCGUACGAGAAUGAACCCGUCAACAUGUACAACGACGAGGAGUCUGACUCCGACGGUGAGACGACCGAUGAGUCCGAUGGCGACUCUACAGAUGAGGAAGACGAAGCGGAUGCGUACUCGCGUAUGCACGCCAUUCACAAACAGAAUAGCGAACUUGCUGCAAAGAGUCUUGUGGUCACACCUGGUCCUGGCCCUACCCCGGCCAGCACACCAGUCAGUGGCAAGGCGCCAGCGCGGCAGUCCAACACCGGGAAGCGGUCGUCCAUGUCGAGGCCGGGAUCGAAGCCCAGGAUAGGAACCUUCACUCACGAUCCUACGAGAGCAGCUGUCACCGCAGAUGAGAAUGGAAACGGAGUCAAGAUUGCAUGCCCAUCGAAGCCUGCUGAAAAGGAUAGCGCGUACUGGGAACAGGCACGCCAAGCCAUGGGCAGCCGAGACGGAAGUCCUGGUGAGCCUGUCUCCUGGACACGCACCACUCCGCACACCGCCAGCAUUCCUCAACGACCAUUCACUGCCAAGAUGACUCUGGGGAGCAUGUUUGAUGGAAACCUGGACUUUCUUCGCAACAACGAUGUUCAUGGCAUCACCAAAGGCAUCAUUCUCCCUGCCGUUCCCAGAGUCGCCAACAGUGUUCGCUCGUCCUUCACCGCUACCAAUACCCUAGCGAGCGACACUCCCAUGAACAAUGGAGCAUCAAUGAACCUCGAAGACUUUGUCCAGUACUCCGAGAGCGACUGCGAGAUGGAUGUGGAGCCUAGCUCCGCUGUCAUGACACCCGGCCAAGAUGUCUUUGCCAGCUUCACCAACGACGAUUCUUCGCCUAUGCCCCGACUCGAUACCGAGGACUUGCUGGACCACUUUGAUCAGGUCCCUGGCGGCAUUUCAUCAUUUCGCAACAAUCAGCGCCAUGUUCGCCAAGUCAGCUCUCUGGCAGCGAAUCCGGCGAGCAGAGCACAGACUUCGGAGGCCAACGCUCUUCAGAAGGGCAGACGCAAUGCUGCCAAUGCUCCCAUCACGCCUGGUCGCAAGAGUCGACCUGGCCCAGAGAUGACCCUCACUGGCGCAGGUGUCAGAAAGCCACUUGCCAGUCCUCUGGCCCCGAAACGCGGAGGCCGCAGCCGUGGAAACUCUCUUUCGCAGACUCUGGCUCUUGAUCGCUUUGGCUCCAAUGCCAUGUAAAAUGAUCACGUGUCUAUUCCCCUUUUUUUUAUACUCCGGAAUCGACCGGAAAGUGAAACAAGCACAAAUCAAAAAAGUACGAACAGCAAACAUAACACAACACAGCAGCUUCUUUCUUGUCGUUUUUGGGGCCCUUUUUGUUUGAACUGUCUUCAAAGACGGUGUAUCUUAGCGUGGCGCUGGCGGUGUUUAGUCUGAUCUGACUAGAGUUCGGUGGCUCUACUGCUGGGAUGAAGACGGCGGGCUGUCAUUGUUUGCUGCGCGCGGAGAUACCCUUUGGAGUUCGUCGAAUGCAUACGCUGGCAAUACAGGUGGUAUCAGAGAGCAUGUCUGGCAGAACAAGAAAUCAUUUUCAAGCGCGUCACGUAGUUGUAAAGUAUACGAAGAGUUGAAACACGAUUGACUCUUUC
Sphaerulina musiva SO2202 is the source of this 3165-nucleotide messenger RNA. RefSeq lists its product as uncharacterized. The transcript has 2 exons. NCBI's taxonomy places the organism in Eukaryota, Fungi, Ascomycota, Dothideomycetes, Mycosphaerellales, Mycosphaerellaceae. The record is from RefSeq and is a predicted model, not a curated record. Bases 557 to 2755 code for a protein of 732 amino acids.